AUGAGUCUUCAGAGACUAUACAUUGCUCAGGUACAGAUAUGUGAAGUGUUCUCAAAAGACACAAGUACAGUACUGUUGACAGACGAAACAUCAAAGUUUUCAUCCAAAUUCAUGGGAUAUGAAGCGGCAGACUCUAAUGGCAAUUUAUGGGUAUUGGGACUUAGAGAUAUAGAAACAAAGUCUGCGUCAGACACACUGAAAGUCUUCAAACAGAUACUGCAAGAUCUUGAUGAGAAAAGCUCUGAAGAAGGCAGUGAAACUUCACGAAAGAUAGUAAGCCAUAUUGUUGCCACUAUGUCAGACCGAGCCGCAACUGAAGUUAAAUUCAACAGUCUUCUGUAUGACUUCAGAAAAGAAGUACUACCUCUAACUUGCCAGAAUUACGAUCAAUUCAGUGAAGCUGAGAAAUCCGCUUUGGAAAGCAUGUGCAACUUCUUCUGUGGCCUUCAUUCACUAGUGAAUUUUGCUGAGGCAUCCAGGUCUAGUAUUAAAGAAACUGAAGUUAAAAUAUUUGAUGGGGAAACACCUUCUUACAGCAAGAGAGAUUUUGAUUCUGAUCCAGGGGUAUGCCGUUUAGUUCGCACUGCUUCAAAGGCCUUUGGAGUUGGGUCAGGAGGAGAUGAAAAAAGCGGGUGCCAAGGCCAUUUUAAAACAUUUGCAUCAGAGUUCUUACAGGAACAUGGAAUGCGUAAUGUGCCAUUAAAGUGUUACAGGGGAACUAGGUUUAACAUACUAUUUUCAAAUGCAGCUGCUGUGUUCUUCCUCCAGCCAGUAAUGAAGGACUUCUUAGAAAAGUUUGGUGCUAGCAACAAAUUGUUACAAUCUGUGUUGUUUGAUCUGAAAACACCCGAGUUUGUUGCUGGAGUAAAGGCAUUAGGCUUGAUAAGCAAACUCGUGACAUGUCCAUUGUGGACUUUAUUAGAAGAUAAAGAUAUCUCGAUAACUGAUAUGAAUGUGAAGUAUCUUCAGCUUGUCACAUUUCUUGAUGACUCCUCCAAAAAUAUCCAGUCAUUUAUGAAUGGAGAACUUCUUGUUUUUGGUGAUAAUACAUACAUUGAAAAAGAUGAAAUUUACAAUUCCCUUGUGACUUCGGACCAGUAUGACAACAUCGUCGAGGUAUUUCUGCAGGUGUUACUUCCAACCUUGUGUACAGUCAGUAAAAAACUCUUUGUAGACCAUUUACCUGGAGGGAAGUUAACUGGACUCUCUGAUGAAAUGAAAGAUAAAGUUAAGAAUGCUCCAAAAACAUCAUGUUAUGCUGAAAGCGUCUUUGGACAGCUGGAUCAUCUGUUGCGCACAAAACCCAAUAUGAGUACACUUGCUGCAGAAGCUUGCAUCAUGUUCUUAAAUAAUAAAACUGUUGACUGGUUGAACUCGAGAAAUGAAAAAGAAAAACAUGAGUUGAUUAAGAAGGCUUCAAAAUCCGUGAAAACAAUGCGCCAGAAUUAUAAACGCAGGUUGAAUGAAAUUGAAGAGCAAAGGAGAAUUACAGUUGCCGAACAGAUUCGUAAAAAAGAAGCUGCGAGACAGGAAAAACUUAGACAGCAAGAAGAAUACACAAAGGAAAUAAUCAAUUAUGGUUUAUGGCAAAGUGAUUCAGAGGUUGACAAUAUGCUGUUGUCAUACAAGAAAGAUGGUGAUAAAAUAAAAGCUCUAAAAGCACAGCUUAGAUUUAGGAAAAAUGUCCUGCAUCAAAUUCCAAGUGACAAGUCAAAGUUUAAUUUCUCCAAAAAAGGCAAAGACUUUACUGUUAAUGAAUUAACUGCAAAUCUGAAAGAGCUUGUGACACAGGCUAUUGUGGCAGAUGAUGAUAGUCAGAAGCACAUCUUGGUAGGGAAAAGAGUGAGGCACCGAUUUAUUAAAGAUGGCCAGUCCGAGUGGUACACAGGGAAAGUAAUUUCACAGGUAUUUGCAUGCAGAUGUUGUCUGACAAACCCUUUUAACUUAUCUUCCAAGCACUUCUAA
Dreissena polymorpha is the source of this 1965-nucleotide messenger RNA. RefSeq lists its product as uncharacterized. Bases 1 to 1965 code for a protein of 654 amino acids. The transcript has a single exon. The record is from RefSeq and is a predicted model, not a curated record. Gene Ontology annotation, molecular function: 3'-5'-RNA exonuclease activity. Lineage: Eukaryota; Metazoa; Mollusca; Bivalvia; Myida; Dreissenidae.